AGUGCAUAGCAGCCAAACCUCCAUUCUGUGAGGCCUUCCUUAUAUCAAGAUACAAGUGCAGUUGUCAAACUCACUCGAUAAAAGAUAGCACAUUUGUUGCUGUCGUUUUAGUGCUACUAAGUCUUGGUCUACUGUUUUCUCGGAAACAUAAAUUUCGUCAUCAUUUUACAUGCAAUGGUGUCAUUAACAGGAAAUGUACUUUUCACAGAGAAGGUGAAAGAACUCAUUCCCAAUGAAAGCGACAGGGAACAGAUCUUUGAAUCCCUUCGGACUUAUCAGUCGUCCCAGGAGCUGCAUGAUCUGCUUACCGAGCUGAGAAGGCUUCUGAAUGAACCUUCUAAACUGGAGCUGUAUGAACACAUCAGACCGCUUGUGAUGCCCAAGCACCAGCUGGAGUACAGCCAGAAAACCCCGCAGACUCCAGGCAUCAAACUCAGGGUCAUCCGACUCAAACGCCAAGCUGGAGAAACUCUCGGGUUUGCGGUCAGGGGAGGGUUUGAACAUGGUGUUGGUGUGUUUGUGUCUCACGUGGACCCUACAUCACAGGCCAGCAAGAGAGGACUCAAGGCUGGAGAUGAGAUUGUUCGUGUCAAUGGCUACACAAUUGCUGAAGCCAUACAUGAGGACGUCCUCAACCUCAUCAAGUCCCGCGAGGAAAUUGUCCUCAAAGUCACACAUAUUGGAAUGCUUCCUGUGAAGAACAGCCCCAAGGAAUCAGUCUUUUGGAACUAUGUGGAAUCUCUGGACUCCUCCAAGGCCUUGCAAGAGAUUCUGGACAAGGACGAACCAUUGCAGAAGAGAGGUCUCUUAGGCACAGAGCUGAAAAUCUUUAUCAACACGACUGGAGUCAGCUCCAUAGGAUGUGGGAUUGUUAGUGGGCCAUCUCACUUCCCAGGAAUCUUUGUGGAGAAGGUGCGGCCGGGGGGACUGGCAGAAGAGGUUAACUUGGAGGUCGGGGAUCAGAUUGUAGAGGUCAAUGGAACAAGUUUCCUGGGAAUCACCCACAAAGAGGCUGUGGUCACCCUGAAGAGUAGUACCCAGCUGAACAUGGUCAUCAAAAAGAAAGUUGGGCUGCCAUUGUUCCAACAUGGCCGACAGAGACAGAGGAAGCCAGAGCCAGCUGCCAGUUUUAAGCCUACUAUUGUGUCUGAGGAGCCUAUAGCUACUCCUGCGCCUGAUUCACGGACAUCGUUUCGUACUAUCCAAGAGACCAAUCAGGUUGUGAGCAGCAGCACUCCUGAGCCACCAGACAUUCCUUCGUUGGAUCAAGAAGAGCUGAUUCAGCAGCAUCUCAAAUCAAACCGACCAAAAUUCAUGACAACUGUGAUGGUUGAAACACCCCACCAACAGCCACCACAGGAGGAGCCCCACCUCCCACCACCUCCUCCCCCAGAAGAACUAGAGGCUAUGACCUCAUUCUCAGCAUGGUCAAGUGAGAGUGAUGCUGUUGCUGACACUGAGGCUCCAAACCAGGUUGAAACUCCGACUGAAGAUUGGCAUGAAGAAAUGACAUUCUCACGUCAGCCUGUGCAGCUUGGUGGGAAGGCGGCUAUCUUAGCUGCCCGUCAAGCCAAGAAUAUGGGGCCAACUCUCCUCGGGCCUAGCAACAUGGCCACCUUCACCAACAUGGAAGACAUACAGAAUCCUUAUUCUCUGUUUCCCCCUGAGGUGUCAGAUGGGAAGGAUCUGAGUGUGAUCACCAUUGGAGUAGGGGAGAGUGAGUCCCUGGGAAUCGGAGUUGAAGGUGGAAUCGGAACCCCAUUGGCUGACAAGAUCCUUGUGGCAGACAUUUAUGGGGCUGCCGAGAGACAGGGUGGGAUAGAGAAAGGGGACCAGCUGUUGAUGGUGAGUGGUCGCAGCUUCCUUGACCUCACGUCAGCCCAGGCCCUCAACAUCCUCCGCGAAGCCGAAGCCAACAACAUGGGUUCUGUGAAGGUGAUUGUGGCCAAGGGAGGACUGCUCAAUGAUGAAGAUGCUGUGACCUACUUCUAAUACAAGAUUGCCACAAACUAUUGGAACCAAGAGACCUGUUCCAACUAUCUAUCUGGUGGAUUUCUGUCACUGUAUUUCUUGGAGUUUAGAUAUACCAUACAUAAAACAAAGGAAAUAAAUCAAUAUUCUAAUCAGGUUGUACCUCUUAAACAUUACUGCAAGGUCUUAUAUUUGUCAUGAGCUGGUUUACAAAAGUCCUGGGCCUAAAGUUCAAUGUACAUGUAUGUGGUUGAAAUGGAACAACCUUCCUUGAUUUGCCCUCAGACAGAACUGCUGUGUCCAAAUAUUCUUUAUUCUUGUUCUUAUAUCCACGAUUCCAGUCAUUCAUCUUAUAUCUCUUAAAAUAAAGGUUGUUGCAUUUUAUGUGAACCAGACACUGUGUGAACCCAGUUAUAAAAUCUCUAACUUUAUUAUCCCAGAUAAAAGGUGCCCUCUCAUACAUUUAUAUAAUUAUACCUACAGAGCUUCCAUAAAGAAAUCAUUCCAAGGCUUUUCACAAGAAUCAACAUUUUAUGUUUAUAUUCAGACUUGACUUAAUUUACAUUUCCUAAACGUUCUUACAAUACUUUAGUGAGUUAUCUUGCUUCAUAAUGUCUACCAUUGUCUUCCUGUAGAUGUAUACGAGUGGAUUUAUUCCUAUAAGCAAGUAUUGAUCCAAGGUUGCAUAUUUUGAUAUAUUAUUUGCUCAAAUAUGUUUACUUAUUUGUAUACAAGAAGAAUUAUUCCAGUGUUUGAAUAAAUUUCAGUAAUAUUUUGGAUCAAAUUGAGUUUGGGAGAAUUUGAAGCUGAAAAUGCAUUUUACAAAUUUAUGCAUAAAGGUUGAACAGUAUUUGAUGCUGUUAUACAUGUUUGAAAGCUUGUGAAGUCAAGUUAUUGGGAUCUAGUUAGAAAGUUGCUGAGGUUUUGGCAUAAAGGGUUAUGUCCCUUAGAUGUGCUGUGAUCCUCUGAUUAUGGGUUUGAAUCCCAUGCUGAUGAUCCCUGGUUUGUCAGCACCCAACUUUUGUUCAUGAGUAUAAAAUACAUUGUCUAAAACCUGGAACAUUUUUUUUGAUGAUGCUCUCACAUUAAACGUCGAUGCCAUGGUGUAAGUUAUAUAGUGUUCUAAGUAGUGUGAAACUCACUCACUCACUCACUCACUCCUACACCAGUAUACGUUGAAUUGUUUAUGUUAAGUUAUCUUAUGGCAUAGGGUGAGACAGAAAUAUGAAACCUCACCGGGAGGAAUUUCUAUAUUUACUUAAAACUAUCAAAACUUUCACCAUGAACAAAAGAGUAAAGAGUUUGUGAGUGAGUGACUCAUUGAUAUUAUUAACAAUGAACACUUCCUUUGGAAUACAAUGACAUGAUAUCAAUUGAUAUCAACAGUGUUAACCAGCUUGACCACUGUAUCAAUCAUGGUCUUACCUCAACAAGCAUGAAUCCUGAAUCCCGUGACACUUGAAUCCUAGACAAACAUCUAGACACUGAAAUGAAAUAUUUUACAGAAAAAAAUUGUUCUUAAUUAGAUUUAUAAAAUAUCAUGAAAAGGAGACUUUCUUCAAUUUCAGAAACAUGUGGUAAUCUAGACUUGACACAUAUUCUAUGAAUCCCGGCUUGGCAGUAUAUGUCAAUGUAUGUAUUUGUAAACAUGUUGUUGACUGAUUUACUAGGCAAAUAUACAUUAAGUACGGAUCAAUAAGUCUAGUACUGUCAGUUUCACGAAAUAUUUUUACUGCAUAUGAUUGCAUCGAGGCUGUUAGUUUCAAAUUACUUUAAUGUGCCCUCAUGCUCUAAUCUUUGAGGUGAAAAAACAAGAAUGUGUGUUACCUAUUAGCCUUUCCAAAUAUAGGGUAGGUCAGUCAGGGUUGUUAAAAAGGUAAAAUUCUUCUUUAAAAUACACCAAUUUGCAGCAUAAGCCUGCCGUCACAUGACAACUUUUUGCCUUACUGAGGAUAGUGAUUGGUUUAUCUGUUUUGAAGUGCAACAAAUGACACUUAACAUAAACACAAAAUACAGAAAAAAUAUGUUACAAAUUGGAGGAAAAGCAAGAAAAAGAUGUCACAGAUCUUGGUCUCCAGAUUAGGGUUGCUAUGGAAACCAAAAAUUAUAUUUUGAUGGUGGCUUAUGUUAAUUAGACAACAGAAUUAUAUCCUACAAGGGUAUGAUGAGCUCAUCUGAUUAAAGUUAAGUGACAUGUGUUGAAAACAGAAAACUGUCCCCAUCAACAGAAGUAACAUGUGUUUUGAUAUUAAUUCAGCAGCACUAUGUGUUUCCAUGUAAAAUAACAAGAUUAUAAUAUUGUAUUCUGUAUUAGUUUCUAAUAAACACAUCAGUUUUCUGUUUACAAGGUGGCAGAAACUGUUGAAAUAUAGUAGUAACAAAAUUGUUUCUGUUAUGGAAUUUGGUACCAACUCUCUGGCAAUAUGUAUAUUAUAAGGCCCUUUUUAAUAUUUUCCUCACAUUAUAUGAUAUGACCUUUUCUUACGAUCAAGUGUCAGUUUUAUUACAGAUAUUAACCCAAGGUUGAUACCUUGUGUUAAUAUUUCCACAAGAUACAAGGACAUUUGCAAUAUAUCAAAAUGUGGAAUGAGGAGCAUUUUUCAAGAUGGAUAUUAUUAAAGUGAAAAGGUUAAAACAUGAAAGUGUAAGGAUUGUGCAGGAAACAUUUGUCCAAGAACCUAUAUGGAGUGCUGUUGACAACCACUGUUUAAAUUUGUCCCCAUGAAGAUUUGUCAUCAGCAAGCAAUGUGUGUUGUAAGAGGCGAUUAGUUAAUUAAUGAGAUCAGAUGAUCAGGCUUGCUGUCUGGUUGAUGCACGUCAUUGUAUCCCAGUUGUGUAGACUGAUGCUCAUGAUGUUGAUCACUGGAUUGUGUGGUGGAGACUGGGUUACAAACAGGGCAAGAGUAUUGCUGAGAGAGUGUUAAACAACAAUCAGCAUGUGCUCCACCAAUCCAAACCAUUUUUGCUGACUGCCAAAGUAUAAUUUCCUUGGACUCUUCCAUUACAUUCCGGGGCAGUGGUUAAAGUGUUCACUCGUCAUGCCGAAGACCCAGCUUGAUUCCUCAUGUGGGUACAAUGUGUAAAGCCCAUUUCUGGUGUCCCCCCCCCCUCCGCCAUGAUAUUGUUUGAAUAUUGCUAAAAGCGGAGUAAAACCCAACUCACUCACUCCAUUACAUUCCUGUUUUACCUUUUACCUGUAGCUGCAGCUGUUAAGCAAAUCAAAGUCUCUGUUCUGUGAUUUGUAUUGAUCAUAUUACAGUUUUACACAUCAAUUCAAGUCAUUAUACAAUCAAAACUGGUCAAUUUUUGAUUGUUUACCACAACUGUUUAUUUUUCACAAUAAACCCAUGUAUCCAUA
Messenger RNA from Haliotis rubra (blacklip abalone), 5329 nucleotides. Its product is annotated as harmonin-like. Lineage: Eukaryota; Metazoa; Mollusca; Gastropoda; Lepetellida; Haliotidae. Gene Ontology annotation, cellular component: stereocilium tip; cilium; plasma membrane. Gene Ontology annotation, molecular function: protein binding. The record is from RefSeq and is a predicted model, not a curated record.